This is a messenger RNA of Notodromas monacha, 2177 nucleotides long. Lineage: Eukaryota; Metazoa; Arthropoda; Ostracoda; Podocopida; Cyprididae. The record is from the annotation of a GenBank genome assembly.
AGAUAACUCACGCUACUGAUUCUUGAAUUCGCUCCUCGGUGUUUCGUGUACGCAUGAGAAUAUUUCUGUCUUUGAUGCGAAUCAGCGACAGUUUGCGAUGAAAACUGCCGCACUGCUCGUGAGUUUGAUCGGGUUUUUGAUCUACAGUAUCGAUGCCCGCAUACACAAACUUGAUAUUCUCGGUGACAAACGGGACUUGAUACUUGUCAGUUCGUUCGGAUUCAACAAAGGCGGGUACUUGGAAGUCACGGUUAAUAAUCUCACCGCUGAGCCAUUCCAGGAGUCUGACCUGUUCGGAUUCAGUUUAGAUCGAACUAUCAGUGAUGCCGUGAAUUCCUUCACGGAAUCUCAUACCCGCGAUGGCUGCGUUCUCAGUAAAGAGACAGUUUCUCUCACUUCGUCUGAACUUUUGUCUGCUGGGCUAGUGCUAUUUAAGUUUGACUUUGCCGCAAAUAAGGUUAAGGUCAAAUGUAGUCCGCAGCUUCGUGGUCUCGGUUUCUUUUUGAGUAUCGAUAUGAUCCCGAAAGAAACUGUUUCCGCGGUUCGGAAGAGGAAAGCUAAUUUAAAGAAGAAAGGAGAAGAACCGAAUGAGGGGCUUCCUCCGCGCGCUCGCCGAAGUGUUAUUACGGAUCCAUCAUUCAUGAACAAAUCUAUCAUUCCACAAUUGAGAGAAGUGGACAUGGUGGCAGAAAAAGUUCCUGUCCACGAGGAGCACGAUUCUUGUGAAGACGUUGUGAUACCCCUGAAUAGCUCCGGUCCGAAUUCUUUCACCACAAAAUUUAUAGUUUACAUCAAGUCGGAGCGUGAGGAAGGACGUUAUCAUCUGUACUUUCAUAACUGCCGCAAUUACGGACAUGAAACUGAAAACCAUCCGCCUUUGUCAACUGUUGACAUGAAGCUGACGGUUGUAGAAAUGAACGGCAAAGGUAAUUUCCUGUCUGCUGGAGAAAUGCCGCUUCCGCCGCUUUUCUUCAUGAUGUCUGUGCUGUUUUUCAUUACCGGAAUAUUCUGGCUUUUCAUUCUGAAGAAGAGCGAGUCGACGGUAUUCAAGAUCCACUACCUGAUGGCAACAUUAGUGUUUGCCAAAUCGCUAUCUCUGUUGUUCCAUGGAAUCAACUAUCACUACAUUGAGUUGUCUGGCACUCACGUUGAAGCAUGGGCUGUGUUAUACUACAUUAUGCAUCUAUUGAAAGGAGCACUGUUGUUCAUCACGAUUGUACUCAUCGGUUCUGGUUGGGCUUUCAUCAAAGGCAUCCUAUCAGACAAGGAAAAGAAAAUUUUCAUGAUAGUUAUCCCGCUUCAGGUACUUUCAAACAUCGCUAUGAUCAUUUUUGAAGAAAGUGAGGAAAGUGAAGUCGGGCAUUCUAUGUGGAAUGAACUACUUAUUCUCGUGGAUUUGCUGUGCUGCGGAGCAAUUUUAUUACCUGUCGUGUGGUCUAUUCGGCAUUUGCAGGAAGCUGCCGAAACAGAUGGAAAGGCAGCCAUUAAUUUGAAGAAGCUUUGUUUGUUUCGGCAUUUCUACGUCAUGAUUGUUUGCUACAUCUAUUCCACGAGAAUCAUCGUGUACUUACUAAAGAUCACCUUGCCAUUUAAUUAUGCUUGGUUGGAUGAUAUGUUCCGCGAGAUGGCGACAUUUGUCUUCUUCGUCAUGACGGGAUACAAAUUUCGACCUGCUUCCAGUAAUCCCUAUCUUCAGAUUUCACAGGAGGACGAAGGCGAUGUUGAAGAUGAAGUCAUCACGAUGACAGGUCUUACUGAAGGUUUGACUCGCCACAACCGCGGAAACCGAAGUGUUCUCGGCGAAUCAUCUGACGAAGACCGGGAGAAUUUGUUUGACGCCGAAGCUUUGAUCAGUUCAUCGAGGAGUGCCGGGAUUUCGAAGCGAGAAGCCAGUCAUGACUAUGACUAGAAUUGUCUUUCUCGUACGGACGAUCUUCAAAUCACGAACGACACUUCCUCUUUCUUCCUAGUUCCAUUGUGACCGUUUCUUACCUUCAUCGUAGCAUUUUGUCGCUGGAUUUUUAAAUCAUGUUCAGUACUGUUCGGUGUUGCUAUUCUCUAGUCAUUCUGCCGUUUGAGAGCUAAAGAUCUGGUUUAAAACGUUUCGGUUUUGUGAUUCUGGUGGUCUAGAAAGGCCUCUUGGAUGGAAAUAAUUAAUAUUGUUUUUGUUUUUUCAA